AGUUGGAGACUGACGUUUGCGUAACAGCAUGCAUUAUCAGAUUCUUAUAUGCUCCAGAAACUUACAGCAGCUUGCUUUUUCUAUAUACAUCCUCUCUUUUUGAGGAUGGGAAAUAGACAGGGAUCCGUUUGAUCUGUUUAGCCAAGUGGAACAUUUUUUUCUCUUUUCAAUGGAUUGUGAACAUAUUGAGGAGUAUUUCCGACGUGGCUUAACAAAUGAUGAAAUCCUUGCUUUGCUGGCCGAGGUUCAUGGGAUUACUCUAAGCAAGAGGACAUUGGAAAGGAUUCUUAGUAAGAAGAAACUUUGGCGCCGAAAGAACAAAACAGAUGAUAGUGUUGUGGCAGCAUUCAUCCAACAGCAGCUUGAAACAUCUGGACAGUGUCAUGGAUAUCGAUAGAUGCACCAAAAAUGUUGGAUGAAUGGUCUAGUAACAGACAGGGAAACAGUUCGAGUUCUUCUAAGCUUACUAGAUGGUGAAGGAGUUGACCUAAGGUCAAGAAAUCGACUGCGGAGACGAGUUUACCAUAGUUGUGGCCCGAACUACGUUUGGCAUAUGGAUGGUUAUGAUAAGCUCAAACCAUUUGGAAUUGGAAUUAGCGGAUGUAUUGAUGGUUUUUCUAGAAGACUGAUAUGGCUUGAGGCAUACAAAACAAAUAAUGAUCCAAAAGUCAUUGCGGGGUACUAUAUUGAUGCAGUGAUUAAAGCUGAGGGUUGUCCUGAAAAACUGAGACUGGAUUUAGGGACAGAAAAUGUUCAUGUGGCUGAUAUGCAAAGAUUUUUGCAUUUUACAGAAAAUCAACCUGAAAGAGCUAAUGUAAUAUUUGGUCCAAGCACUGGAAAUCAGCGAAUUGAAAGAUGGUGGCUGGUCCUGCGAAGUGAAUGUGUUCAGUUCUGGAUGGACCUCUUUGACAAACUGAAAGCAGAUGGACACUUCUCAGACAACUUCUUGGACAAAGCCCUGAUUCAGUUCUGUUUUCUCCACAUAAUACAGAAAGAACUAAAUGAUGUUGCUUCAGCUUGGAACAACCACAGGAUACGUCCAGCACACAACUCACGAAGUCCUCAUGGGCGUCCAUCCAUCAUGUACACAGUACCUCAGGUGUAUGGAACCAGAGACUACCUUUACAGCAUAGAUUUGAACCGCGUUGAAACCUGCUUGGAAAACUGUGUUUUCAAAGACUUUCCAUGUGAUGAAGAUGUCUUCAGUAUUUGUGUGGACCUGAUUUCAGAGCAUAACCUGGGUGUCACAGAUGAUGUGUUUGCAACAACUGAUCUAUACAUUAGACUUAGACAGCUGAUUACCAAUGAUUUGGAGCUGCAGUGAUAAAUGUAAAAAAAUGUCUCUUUCAAGCCUUGAUGCAUUUUCACUGAUUAGGACCUUAGUACAGUUCCUGAAGUAACUUUAUUUUCUUCAGCACGUUGUAGCACUAGUAUGAAGUUGGGUCAAAUCCAUUCACAAGCAAUCAGUGCAUGAUGAUGCGAUAAAUCUGAUUUUAGAUAAAUUCA
This is a messenger RNA of Fundulus heteroclitus (mummichog), 1506 nucleotides long. RefSeq lists its product as uncharacterized. The coding region runs from base 398 to 1324 and encodes 308 amino acids. NCBI's taxonomy places the organism in Eukaryota, Metazoa, Chordata, Actinopteri, Cyprinodontiformes, Fundulidae. The record is from RefSeq and is a predicted model, not a curated record. The transcript has 2 exons. Gene Ontology annotation, molecular function: nucleic acid binding.